Molecule: messenger RNA, 1830 nt
Organism: Ctenocephalides felis (cat flea)
Lineage: Eukaryota; Metazoa; Arthropoda; Insecta; Siphonaptera; Pulicidae
Exons: 8
Coding region: 1-1824 (607 amino acids)
Source: RefSeq, a predicted model, not a curated record
AUGGAAAAUAUUUUUAUAGAAAAGACAGAUACAACAGUUGCUCAAAGAAUGAAACUGUAUCGCCAGCGAAAUAGUCAAAACAAACAAGCAGUUAAUAAACGUUCAAAGCCUUUUACAAACUCUAAAAGAUCAAGAUUACAUCGUCAAAAAAUAAAACAGCUGCAGGAAAAUACAUUGUUUACUGCUAAUUUAUUAGAAAAUCUUGAGCCAGGUAUCUAUUUAGACGUUAAUGUCAACACAAUUGAAAUAAAUGAAAGUACUGCUGUAACUUUUUCUGAUACAGCAACUACAUCACGUCAAUUGCAAAUUAAUGAUUCUGCAUAUAAUGUGACAAGAACUGAUCUUUUGCAAGAGUCAAAUGAAGUAUUUGAACUUCCAUAUAAAGACUUCAAUUUGUUUAGGAGUGCACGAAAAUUCAAACAUCAUCGUACACCAAGGCGUUCCCAGACCUCAAGGGCAUCAUCUUGCAAAUCGACACAAUUCGAUACUUGUGCCAUAAAGUCUGCAACUGCAGUAUGUUCUCAUCGAUGCAGUACAACCAAUAAAUUCUUUAGGCAAUGUACAGGAAAUAAUGAAUCUCCAGAGGAUGAAAAUGUUGACAAUAGAAGUCCUGAUGUCUAUUGCAGGAAGCACCAAGAUAAAUAUGAUCAAGAUAAGGCAAAAAGCAAAGAGAAGCUCGAAAAAAAGAAGAGCAAAUGCAGUGACAAAAGUGUCGUCCUUGUCGAUUUGAAACCAAGUAAAAAAUCUGAUAGCACCUGCUGUGGAAGUGUCAUGAGAGUAGCAGGAGGUACUGAACAGUAUUCUGUAAGCAAAGGUUGUUCCUUGAUCAUGACACCAGAUUCCUUGCCUGGUUACAUCGGACAUCCUGAUAAUCCUGGUCAAGCCGAAGCAUGCAAGUGUCCUAUACGACAAAUCCCAGAAACACCUUCUUGCGAUCACCAGAUAAUCCUGGACGCCACUGCGUUGAAGAAAAUGCUAGACUUGUUACCAAAAAAACCCAGUGAAAGUAUUUUGAAGUCUCCAAAAGUCCCAGAAGUGCCUCCUAAAAUCACGACAAGCGUCGGAUGUCAACCAGAUCCUGAAUCUGACCACGUGGUGUAUCCUUCUGCACUUCAGAAAUAUUAUUGCAAGGAUAAGGAAAAAAAGAAGUACAACGUUACUUUGUCGCCGGAUAAAAGUUGCUUUUCGGAUAAGUCUUGGGAGAAAUAUUUGGAAAAAUUGGGGAACACUUGUGCCAAAACACCGGCGCAUAGGGUUAACGAAGGUGCUGAAUACAGCAGCAGACAGUAUACUAGAAAACAAGAAUGGCCCGGUGCAAAAGUGCGUCUCCAGCAGCACGUCACCCACUUUCAGAGAUCUCCGAAGGAAUCUCCGCACCAGCAUUUUGCUCCUCAACCUCGACCAAGUUCCAGAAAGGACAGAGGUUGUUCGAAAAGGAAUUAUUAUCCGGAAAAAGAGACUAAAUUCAAUUUUAGCAAUUAUUUGCAUGGUGAAUACCACGAUAAACCGAGACAACGACAUCCUCCGAAACCUUUUGACGAAGAUGCGCUCCUGAGGAGACUGAAUUUGGUCGCUUUUAGAAGGAAACGCGGAAAAAGGAGUGGUAAGACCUAUACAGCCUAUGCAAUUUCUUCGACGACAACCGAAGAAACAUCAACAACCACUACGACCAGUAAUAAUACGACUACGACCGACACUACGGCUACCACUUCGAGUACUUCUUUGGGCGAAGUAGGAGGAGGCUGUAGAAGGUUUUCAGGGUCCGAAGAGGGCGAGACGCUGAGCGUUGGAGAGAUUCGUGGCAGGUUCAGGAGGAUCGUAUGAAAGAGG